CAAUCACCAAGCUUUUCUCUACUAUGAUCUAGGUCUUUUUUUUAACGCGUGUGCUUGAGACUUUGUCUGUGAUUGGUUUCCUUCCCAAAUCACCACUUCAGUCAGCAACCAGCAUACAUCGGCAGAUAUCCCGACUUUGCACCGAUCAUGCAACUCUCGUGUAGGUAGCCGGCAACCGACACGGCCAGUUACUACCCCGAUGCCCGACGGGCACGCCGACAUAUCCAACCGAGGAAACUUCUACACCGACAUCGUCAAUGCCGGCUACGCCAACCUCCACCUCGACGUCGUCUGACAUUGAUCACCAUUUUCUUGAUUGCGACAAUGACGUCUUUUUGCGACGAUGCAGUCCCAAGAGAGGCUAUGAUGGACUACUUAAGAUCGUUGGGAAGCCAUCCAAUGGUAGUAUAUGGCAUCAAACAUUACAACUCAUGCAAAGAUUGUACUUGAUCACUCAAACAUUUGACAAUCAUACAUACACGCCUGCGAUUUCCAGACUCCGUCUACAAUCACACCUCACGGUUCAACCACAAUGUCAGAAAUACUCAUUGGAGAGUGCCUCUUCCUCCGGCUCAAACAGCUCGGCAUCGGGACUGUCUUUGGCGUUCCCGGUGAUCUCGUCGAACCUCUCGGCCUCUCCUGGGUCGGUGCACCGAACGAACUGAUCGGAGCCUACGCUGCCGAUGGUUAUGCGCGCCUCAAUGGACUUGGCGCUCUGGUGACCAGAUUUGAUCUUGGAGAACUGAGUGCUCUGUGUGGUAUCGGAGGAUCAAACUGCGAGUCUGUUCCUGUCCUUCAUAUUGUUGGAUAUCCCACCACUCCAGCACAGAAAGAGCGGAAAGAUCCUUCAUCAUACCUUGGGGGAUGGAAAUUGUGUUGCGCAACUACCGUCCUUGACGACCCGACUACUACUGCGGCUGAGAUCGACAUGAGUAUCUUGGUACAAAAUUCGCUCGAUGCUUGCCCACCAAGUGCUCCAGAGUCUGAGGCUGCUGUCACCACCGAGAUAGUCAGCCGGCUAGAGUUGGCAAAAUCCCCAAUCUUGAUUGUGAGUGGCGGAGCUGCAAGGGCGAACUGGGCUGAGCAUGUCGAUCCUCUAAUCCAAGCCCUCAAAAUACCAUUUCUUGUGACUGGGUUGGGCAAGGGUAUUGCUGAUGAGAUGAGCCCUUACUACCAGGGCUGUUAUGCUGGUGAAGGGUCGUGGCUGAGGAGUGCCAUUGGACUUGUGCAAGAGGCAGACUGCAUCUUGUGGCUGGGGAACUACCCAUCUGAUUUCAACACGGGUAUCUUCACCGAAAAGCUCGACCACUGCACCAUCAUCGAUCUUCAACGAUUCUUUGUCAAUAUUGGGGCGACCAAAUACGACGCUAGAAUCAAUCAUGUUCUGCCCAAGCUCAUUCCAGCCCUAUCUUCGCACUACCCGUUGGCCCAGCGCACGAAACAAAAUCCCCAGGUCGAUCAACAACUCUCUCUCCCAGCAAGUAACAAGAUAGAGCAAGACUGGCUCUGGUCCCGCCUCACCUCCUACCUCCGGCCAGGUGAUCUCGUCAUCACCGAAACCGGCACCGCUCAGGUCGGCAUCACCGCCACCCGUUUCCCUUCUGGGUGUCACGGCUGGACACAAUCCGUCUACGGCAGCAUAGGCUACGCAGCUGGGGCUGCGGCCGGUGCCGCCAUUGCUGCCAAGGAGACAGGCAAAUACAAGCGACUGGUGCUGGUGACAGGAGAGGGGAGCCUGCAACUUACGGUGCAGGCUUUCUCUAUGCUCACAAGAUAUAGGAUUGUCCCGGUGGUGUUUGCCCUGAAUAACUAUGGGUACACCAUUGAGCGCUACUUUCGCGGGUGGGACGCAAAGUAUAACGACAUCCCUAUGUGGGACUAUGCCGCUCUGUUCAAGGCUUUUGCGCCUGAUGUUGAGCCGCGGGUCAAGGGGUACAAAGUCACAACGGCGGAGGAAUUAGAUGAGCUACUGAGUGAUGGGGAAUUAUGUGACUCGGUGGUGCCGCAGUGUGUGGACAUGAUUAUGGACCCGAAGGAUGUACCGGAGGCGAUGAGGACGGUUUUCGAGGGUAAGAAUGCCAUGUGAGUUGGCGGAAUAUGGUUAGGAGGUUCUUGAUUCAUGUAUCUACUGUGGGAUCUGGAUAGACUUUCAAGUUGGUGCUAUGGGUUGGGCCUGAUGUUUGUUGCCCUUUCAUGUAUCUGGGCAGAAGGUCCUUGGAAAUGUAUAGCAUAUCUCUUGAGACAUUAUGAAACUUUGCUCAUGCGUAACGCGGCAGCUGAUAACAGCUCGAAUGUAAAUUGGCAGUCA
Molecule: messenger RNA, 2308 nt
Organism: Podospora pseudopauciseta
Lineage: Eukaryota; Fungi; Ascomycota; Sordariomycetes; Sordariales; Podosporaceae
Gene: PDC1
Product: Pyruvate decarboxylase 1
Exons: 6
Coding region: 533-2086 (517 amino acids)
Cellular component (GO): nucleus; cytosol
Molecular function (GO): pyruvate decarboxylase activity; magnesium ion binding; thiamine pyrophosphate binding
Source: RefSeq, a predicted model, not a curated record